This is a messenger RNA of Mercenaria mercenaria, 4269 nucleotides long. RefSeq lists its product as uncharacterized. NCBI's taxonomy places the organism in Eukaryota, Metazoa, Mollusca, Bivalvia, Venerida, Veneridae. The coding region runs from base 62 to 1351 and encodes 429 amino acids. The record is from RefSeq and is a predicted model, not a curated record. The transcript is spliced from 2 exons.
UUGUACACAUAUAGAAAGUUAUGUGACUAGUGUUACAGAUUAUUCAUCCGGAGGCUGGGAAAUGGAAGUCUCUGAAAAAACAGCGCUGUCGUCAGAAGUUGUUCAAAGUUUGAGUGAAGAUAUAAACAAACUUCCCCUGUCUAAUACGACCUGCAUGGAUAUAAACGAUUGUAUGCAAACUAUUGUAAAAGCUGACUUUCAGAAACUCAAACUGGUAGACAAGAGCAAUGCUUCCAAAUCUAAUUCCGGUUUCAACCUUGCAGUCAAGUGCCUGAUGAAAUUCUCCCAUAGUAUUUUCACCGCUUUAAAAGUAGUGGGGAAGUCUCCUGGCCAAGCAGGAACUGUGUGUAAAGUUGCCACUUUUAUAGUCGGGUUAUUUUUUACAGAAGAUGUUUCUUCAGUUGUAGCCAAGAGUUUUGAAGAUACCUUGGAUGCAGAUCUAAGGGCUAAAUGCCGAGCAACAUGUGUAAAGAUAAGUCACUGUAUCAACUACAUGCAAGGAUUGCCAGACCCGGGAAAACUUCGGGAUGAAGAGAAAAAAAUGCACUUAUUGUUAAUGGCCACAGACGUCCCUGUUCAAACCGGACUAGAUGAAGUUUUAUACUUGGGUGAAAAAAUUAGGGAAAUGGUUGAAACAGCAACAGGAGAUAUGAGCAAAUUUGAUUGUUUGAUGAAUUAUGUUGAACUGUAUUGCUGUCUUGCAACAUUUCGAGAGUUAUUUCUCCUGUAUCGCUUUGCUUUCCAGUCGUUGUUUGAGGUGAAUGCAGAGUCUGUCAAAAAUGUUCUUGAGUCACAAAUUACUAAUGAUCAGUCUGUUUUGGAAUUCCUUUACAAGCCAACCAUUGAAACUGCAAAAUUAUACUAUAAUGUACAGAAAAGCGACUGGCCAUUAUCCAAAUCUUUUUGUGAGAGACGAGAAUUAGUUGUAGAAGAUUUAGCUUGUCUAAAUAAAGGGGUCUAUAAAAUCCAGUCUGUUCAAUCUAAAUAUACAUUACACACAAAGGGCAGCAGUAUGCUAAGACGCAAGCCAGUAUGUGGGGUAUUUUUGGAAUCAAGUCGUAGGAAGAGAAAUGUCUUCUCAAUUCAGUCUGAUUCACAAUACCUCGGUGGGUCCGAAUGCACAAAUUACGUAGGUUUGUCAGACAGAAAGAUUCACUGGUAUAUUUUAAAGGUACAUGGGAAUGCCUCUUCUGACGAACCGUGUUUCCUGAUAUGGUUAGAGUCAGAUAUUGACAAGUGCAUGUGUGAUAAUUCGUUUUCUUAUACAAUGAUGGGAACACUUUACCCAACAUCUCUGGCUACUUCAAAAGAGCUAGGUUCAAAUUUUUUCUGGACCCUUGAACCAAUCUAAACGUUUCCAUUUCCUCCAAAAAGCUGUCAAAAACAUUAAAAGUAUCAUGAUUUUAAUUGUUAAUUUUGUAAACAAAAUACAAGGUACAUGUAUAUGGUCUUUAUUUGUUUGCCUGUGUUCGGGUUUAUCGGUGUUUUUUAUUUUAAGUUUCAGUUAAUAAAAGACGCUGUCUUCUUGUAGCAGUGAGCACAAUGCCCACCUUUACAGUGCUGCCACAUUGGAAUAACACAUUACACAAUACCCUACCCAGUCACAUUAUACUAACACCGGGUAAACCAGUUCUAGAAUUAGCCUUUUAAUGCUGAGCCAGGCGAGGAAAAUGCUAGUUCCAUUUUGUACGUCUUUUGUAUGACAGCAGGGGAGCGAACCAAUUAUCUCCCACACUUGAAGCGUAGACUACCGAGGCAGUAACGUAGUUACAUUCAUGCUUAAAUGCUCUUUAAAUUUUUGAAAGUUCCUGUAAAAUUGCUAUUUUAAGGAUUUUUGUUGGAUGGAUUGGAAUGGCUUUGGUGGUAUGUUAUUAACAGAUAAUUUCUGAGUAUAUCUGUUGAUCACCCUUCAUGAGUCCUUUCAGUUGCUUAUUUACAUUUUUAAUUGCUAUCAUUAGGACAAAGUUUCAGAUAUUACUAUGUUACAUUCAUGUUUAUCUUUCAAUUUCUGACAUAUUUAAGUUUUCGAAUAUUUCUGUAAUAAUUCCUAUGGGCAAGAGUUUUGCAUUGUUAGAAUUUGUAUUAAUAAAUGAAUUACUAUACAUUUAUGUCUAUGAAAAAAAAAUUGAAGUCUAAGUUUAAAUGUUUUCAAAAAAAAAUCCCACCCAUAGAGAUAUUUGUUGAGGAAAGGUCUACUAGGUACUACUAUAAAUGUUCUGGACAUAACAACCUGACCAGACUUCUACAUUGUACCAGUCUCUUGAACAAGCAAAUGUGAUGAAUUGGUAUCCCCGCCGAAGGGAUUUGUGUUGAUGAAUGGCAAAGAAAUAUAUCCGGCAAAAAGUUUAGGAUGUUAAUAAGAAGCAAAUAAUUUCAUUACAUUUGAACUUAAAAGAACAGAAGUCCUUAAGAGAGCACAGUCAAGUAAGAAAUCUGGAACGUGAGUGGUGACGGUGGUGAGGGUUUACAACACACAUGUUGAUAAAUAUUCAUGGAAAGUUUGAAAAAUUAAUCAACAAUUCUUUCUUUUUCUGAGGAGGGGAGGGGGGAGGAAGAGGUGAUCGGGUAAGGGUACAAAACUUCACAUUUUGAUAAUAAAUAUUGAUAAAAAUAAAAAUGAAAGAAACAAUGUUGUGGGGGAGUGCAUGAUUGGGAUGGUGGGGUUGACUGGGUUGAGGAGCGAGGUGGGGAAAGGAUACAACUUUGCAUGUUUAUAAAUAUUCAUGGAAGACUUAAGAUUUGAAAAAAAUCUUUUUUUGUGAGGUGGGAGAGGGCGGGGGGGGGGUGUGACCAGGGUGGUGUGGGUGACUGGGUGUGGGUACACAACUUCACAUGUUGAUAAUAAAUGUUCAUGGGAAAAAAUGAAAGAAGUUUAAUGAAAUUUUACCAAAUGGUUAGUUUCUUAUGUACAAAUAUGUGGAUUUUUAAACAUUUAAAGGGCAAUAACUCUGAAGUUACUGAAGAGAUCCUAACGAAAUUGAGUGUGCACUACCACAUUAUGGUGGUCUAAAUUAAAGUAAAGUUUCAUAGUUCUAGGUCAAAUUUGUCACAAGUUAUGAAGCAGAAAUUGCCAAUAUUUAUAGUACCCUACAUAUUUUACACUAGACAUUUCUAAGGGCCAUAACUCUGCUGUUACUUGGGCAAUAUAACUGGAAUUUAAUAGGCCGCAUUUCCCUAUAGUGGUGAACAUGUGUUUGAAGUUUUAUUUAAAUAUUCCAAACCACUUCCUAGAUAUGGUUUCGGACGGACGGACGGACGAAAGAAAAGAAGGACGGACGGACGAACGACGCCAAAAUUAUUCCCCCACCUAUGGCGGGGGAUAAAAAAACAGAAGACAAAAUGUUGGUUGUGACUGCUUGCAAUAAUGGCAACUUGGAAAAUGUAUGUAAAGGGCUACCGACUGUAAAUUUCACUGCUAAACUAAAGGCAUUGAUAGGUAUUGUUUAAAAAGGUGUCUUAAUGAUAUAACUCCUUAUAUUAUGUUUUAUUCGUUUGUUUUGGAUUAAGCACAUUUUUCUUUCAACAGUAAUUCAGUUAUAUAAUGGUGAACACGUAUCCUGACCAGUGUUUCUGGAUUCUGUACUAGUACUAACCAGUUCUCCACAAAUAACUCCUACUUCCCCACAUGAAUCAGAGGUGGAAGACGAAGGAUUUCAGACACAGAGAUUUUUAUUAGUCUUAAUGAAGAACACAUUCCAUGAGGAUCGAACUUUUGACCCCUCGAUCCAUAGAUCUGUACUGUCAAUAUUGAGCUAAGUAGGUGGACACAGACUAGAAUUAUAAGUACAUAAAGGUUGCUGCCAGAGUAAAGUGUUUUGUGAAAAAGUAAACUUUUCCAUUUGUUUUAAUUUUUUGAUUUUAAUUGCUAGCAUUAGGACUAAAUUUCAGAAAUCAGUUAGUUACAUUCAUGCUUAUCUUUGAAUAUUUGGAAGUUCCUGUAAAAUUGCUAUUUUAAGGAUUUUUGUUAGGUGCAUUGGAAUGGCUUUGUUGGUGUGUAAUUACCUUUUAAAUAGAUGUGUGAUUCCCCACAUGCAUUUGUUUCAUAGAUAUUUUCUGUGCGUGUCUGUUGACCAUACUUCAUUAGUCCUUUCAGCUGCUUUUUAGAUUUUUAAUUGCUAGCAGUAAUACUAAGUUUCAGAUAUUAAUAAUUUUACAUUCAUGUUCAUCUUUAUGUUUUGAUGUUUUCUUCGAUUUGUUCCGUAAAAUCAUCCAAGUUAUGAAAUAAAUCUAAGAAUAAAGGGAUGAUAAAUAAUAAAUAAGGUCAUUACA